CGCGUCUCCUCGUGAUAUUUCCAGUCUAUCGAUUUUUUUUGGAGAGUUUGAGGAGUGUCAGGUGUGGCUGUUCAGCGCCUUCAUGUCGGUUUGGCCGUUGUUGUAUAUUCUGAACGUUUGCGGUUACUGAAACCCUCGUGCUUUGACUGUGAUAGAUAAUUUGGCGUCGGUGGAGGAAAUUCAGCAGGUUGGCAAACCUCAUCUUCUCCGCCUAGCAACCGGUCGCACAAAAGCACGAUGUACGCGAAACCCAAAGCACAACAACCAUGGUCUCUCCGGCGCAAGAUUCUCCUUGCAGUCGGCAUCCUCAUCCUAAUCCUCGCCUUAGGCCUCGGUUUAGGUUUGGGCCUCACGCUGGGACGCGAUAACGACGACAACGACAACACCUCACCACCAGCCUCCACCCUAACACCUCUCCCCACACCAAACACCACAAUACCAUGGAAACCAUCCGUAUCCGAUACCUGGCAAAUCAUCCUCUCUCACCCACCCGAUCUAUCCUCGUCGGACACCAGCACAACGCCCAACGUCAGCAUCUUCGACAUCGAUCUCUUCGACACACCCACCGAGACGAUAAACCAACUACAUUCCAUGGGCAAGAAAGUGAUCUGCUAUUUCAGCGCAGGAAGCUACGAGGACUGGCGGCCUGACGCGUCGGAGUUCAAGAAAGAGGAUCUUGGGCGCGAUCUAGAUGGGUGGCCGGGCGAGAAAUGGUUAGAUCUGGGUAGUGAGAAUGUGAGGAGGAUAAUGAAGAAGAGGAUAGAUUUGGCGAAGGAGAAGGAGUGUGAUGGUGUUGAUCCUGAUAAUGUUGAUGGUUAUCAAAACAACAACGGCCUCUCCCUCACCCAAUCCUCCUCAAUAUCCUACAUCUCCUACCUCUCCGCCUUAACCACCCCCCUAAACCUCACUCUCGGCCUUAAAAAUGCCGGCGAUAUCAUCCCAGCCGUUCUCCCCAUCGUGCACUUCAGCGUGAACGAGCAAUGUGCAAAGUACGGUGAGUGCGCCACCUUCGCCCCCUUCAUUGCAGCGGGGAAACCCGUGUUCCACAUCGAGUAUCCGGAUGGAGCGGGGGCGGAGCAAGGAUUGAAAGAAGAUAUUGUGGGGAGGUAUUGUGGUAGAACGGGGAAGGGAGAUGGGAGUGAGGGGUUUAGUACGGUGCUGAAGAAGAUGGAGUUGGAUGGGUGGGUUGAGUUUUGUGAUAGGAGGGUUGAGGUUACGGAUGUGGAUGAGGGGCUGGGGAAUCAUGGGUAGAGUAGGAAAUAGGAGG
This is a messenger RNA of Alternaria rosae, 1267 nucleotides long. Its product is annotated as glycoside hydrolase superfamily. The transcript has 2 exons. NCBI's taxonomy places the organism in Eukaryota, Fungi, Ascomycota, Dothideomycetes, Pleosporales, Pleosporaceae. The coding region runs from base 238 to 1251 and encodes 337 amino acids. The record is from RefSeq and is a predicted model, not a curated record.